Molecule: messenger RNA, 1738 nt
Organism: Anguilla anguilla (European eel)
Lineage: Eukaryota; Metazoa; Chordata; Actinopteri; Anguilliformes; Anguillidae
Gene: prss59
Product: serine protease 16
Exons: 9
Coding region: 64-1584 (506 amino acids)
Biological process (GO): proteolysis
Molecular function (GO): dipeptidyl-peptidase activity; serine-type exopeptidase activity
Source: RefSeq, a predicted model, not a curated record
GGCCAGAGUCUGCAAGAAGCAGCUGAUCGGUCACGUGAUUUGCAGAAGGGAGAAGUGUGUCACAUGCCUUUCUGCAGUUUCCAGUCAACCAAAAUGGCUUUGCAAAGCGGCUUCCACGCGCGGAUUCUGCUAGGAGUUUUCUUUUUUGUCAGUGCGUCGUUCGUCCCGUGCGAUGCUCGUUUGAGAAACUUACAUUUUGGGACGCUGUUUGAUGUUGAGCAUACACUCGGAAAUGGCACCGCAGAAGAGCUGUGGUUCACUCAAAGACUGGAUCAUUUUAACGGCGCCGACAGACGAGUUUGGAAACAGAGGUACUUUGUGAACGACAGUUUCUUCAGAAGUGGCGGUCCGGUUUUCUUGAUGAUCGGUGGGGAAGGUCCAGCGAAUCCCGCGUGGAUGCAGUUCGGGACCUGGCUGACGUAUGCUCAGAAGCUCGGAGCGCUCUGUUUGAUGCUGGAGCACCGCUUCUAUGGGAAGAGCCGCCCGACUGAGGAUAUGAGCUUGGAGAACCUGCGCUACCUGAGCAGCCGCCAGGCGCUGGCCGACCUCGCGCACUUCCGCACCGCCAUGGCGGAGGCCCGCGGGCUGGCGAACAGGAAGUGGGUGGCGUUCGGUGGCUCGUACCCCGGCUCCCUGGCGGCCUGGUUCCGGCUGAAAUACCCACACCUCAUCCACGCUGCCGUGGCAACCAGCGCACCUGUGCAUGCUGUGCUCAACUUCCCAGAGUACCUUGAAGUGGUUCGGCGGUCCCUUGCUGCUGAGAACCUAGACUGCCCUCUGCUGGUGCAAAAGGCAUCCGACACCCUGCUGGAGCGUCUGAAAGACCCGAAGGCCUACAACAACAUCACUGAGGACUUCAGGCUGUGUGAGAAGCUGCAGAUCCAGACUGAUAUGGACUCUGCGUACCUCCUGGAGUCGCUGGCUGGGAACUUCAUGGAUGUGGUCCAGUACAACCAGGACAACCGGGCAUUUGAGGGUGUAGUUGGGACGAACAUCACCAUCCAGGUGUUGUGUGGGCUGAUGCUGGACGCGUCUCUGGGGGAGCCGUACGACAGGUAUGCAGCCGUCGCCCGCCUCAUGCUCCAGACCUUCUCCCAAAAGUGCCUGGAUGCCAGCUACACCAACUACGUGCGGGACAUGAGGAAUGCGUCCUGGAGCAGUCCUGCCUCAGGAGGACGGCAGUGGGUUUACCAGACCUGCACGGAGUUUGGGUUCUACCAGAGCACCGACUCGCCCAACCAGCCUUUCAGCGGCUUCCCCCUGCCGUACCAUGUGAAGCAGUGUGGGGAUGUGUUCGACCCCUCCCUGACCGCGGACGCCAUCGCCAGCGCCGUUCAGGAGACCAAUGAGCAGUACGGCGGCUACGACAUCCACACCAGCCGAAUCGUCUUCCCCAAUGGCUCCAUCGACCCCUGGCAUGCCCUGAGCGUCACCAGGGACAUCAGCGAUGACCUGCCCGCCGUCUUCAUCCAGGGCACCGCCCACUGUGCAAACAUGUACCCGGCGCGGGGGCAGGAUCUCCCCCAGCUCAGCCUGGCCCGGGACCACGUGUACCUGCUACUGCAGAAGUGGCUGAAGCAGUGACAUCUUCCUAAAGACCCCCCCCCCCCCCCCCCCCCCCCACAGCCCGAGCCCAGAUCACUAUGGCCUUUAAGUUCCUGUGGCCUAAAGCACUUUAAUGUCUCUCGCUGCAAUGCUCGUUUUGUAAAUCUCUAAAUAAAUGUAUUGAGGUACGAUA